This is a messenger RNA of Fomitiporia mediterranea MF3/22, 683 nucleotides long. RefSeq names its product profilin. Gene Ontology annotation, cellular component: cell cortex. Lineage: Eukaryota; Fungi; Basidiomycota; Agaricomycetes; Hymenochaetales; Hymenochaetaceae. The transcript has 4 exons. Bases 103 to 483 code for a protein of 126 amino acids. Gene Ontology annotation, molecular function: actin monomer binding. The record is from RefSeq and is a predicted model, not a curated record.
UUUUACCCUUUCAACGUCAACGAACUGGUGCCUUUCCACACUUUUCUAUCCUCCCUUGCGUCCUCUAUCAUACAUAUCGUCUGUUGAAUACCGAGCAUCAACAUGUCCUGGCAAGCCUACGUUGAUGACAACCUCGUUGGUACGGGCAAAAUAUCGCGUGCUGCAAUCCUUGGGCUGCAAGGUGGCGUAUGGGCUUCGUCAGCCGGAUAUAACCUAACGGCAGAGGAGCAGAAGGCUGUCGUGGACUCAUUUGCCCGCCCAGAUGAGGCACAAGCCCACGGUGUCAAGCUAGCUGGUCAAAAGUUCUUCACGCUGCAGGCAUCCGACCAGCAUGUGUAUGGAAAGAAAGGUGCCGAUGGGUGCGUCCUGGUGAAGACGAAGCAGGCUGUACUGGUUACCGAAUACACUGCGCCCAUUCAAGCUGGCGAAGCGACAACAAUUGUCGAGAAGCUUGCAGACUACCUUAAAUCGGUCAAUUACUAGACAUUUUAUGUCAUCAGUCCCCAUUGUUCCGUUUAUUUAGUACCUUCACUCCUGAGGACAACUGGGUCGGGAUGACUUUCUUCUUCAAGUGCAUUUCCUUUCAUAUAAGACUUGACCUUCAAAGAAUAAGUGUAUGGGUGUAGGAGACAUAUAUACUCUUCAGAAGCUUUUUGUAGCUAAUAAAACUAACUGAACGUGAA